AUGGACGCUAUCACUGAACACGAUGUUCUGUACGAUGGUGAUAGGAACGUCCACUAUCUGGCCGCCGGACCCAGCGAUGGACCGCUCAUAAUCUUCGUUCAUGGAUGGCCAGCGAUUGCAAAAACAUGGAAGCCCCAAAUAACGACCUUCGCUUCCCUCGGGUUUCGCGUGAUUGCGCCUGAUCUCCCCGGAUAUGGCAAGUCGACGGCGCGCAAGGUGUUGAGCGACUACGCCCAGGUCAAAGUUGUGGAGAGUAUGCUUGCAGUCCUGAAAGCCACUGGCCGCGACAAAGCGAUCUGGGUCGCCCACGACUGGGGUUCCAGCGUCCUGGCUUCUCUGGUAGCGCACCGUCCAGAGAUAUUCAGGGCUCUCGUUACAAUCACUGUGCCUUACCACGCUGGUGAGCUAGGAGUCGAUCAACUCCUAAAAUCGAUCAAUCGCAAAAUCUACCCUGAAGACCAGUAUCCUUACGGACAAUAUGAUUACAUGCGUUAUUACGAAGAGUCGUUCGAUGAAUGUGUUCCCUGGUUCGACAGGCAGAUCCCGGCUAUUAUCAAGGCUUUGUACGGACCUGGAAGCCCUGACGCCGCGGGGAAACCGGCCAUCACCUCUACACUUAGAAAGGAUGGAGGUUGGCUCGGUGGCGUGAAAAACAACUUACCACCUGUUGAGGUUCUACCCAAACCUGUCCUUGAUGAUGAAGUUUUCAACGAAUUGGUGGAUGCAAUGACGAAGACCGGUUUCUGGCCAGGGACCGCUUAUUACCUGCAUUCCGAGAACAACCACAAGUAUAAUACCACCAACCUCGCCAACGAUGGAAAGCUGCACAUGCCCUAUUUGUUUGUCCAUGCCGGCUAUGACACAAUUUGCGACUCGAUAAACUCUGGACUCGCAGAUCCUAUGCGGGAGGCUUGCAGCAAUCUCACAGAAGUGACCAUCCCUGCUGGACAUUGGGUGCCACAUGAAAAGCCUGCAGAAUUCAACGCUGCUUUGGUGCGGUUUAUUCUGGCCGAGGUUUCUGACUUUUGGCCUGGUUUUUCCACUACCCCUUAUGUCAAGACUAAGCCUUGA
Molecule: messenger RNA, 1071 nt
Organism: Capronia coronata CBS 617.96
Lineage: Eukaryota; Fungi; Ascomycota; Eurotiomycetes; Chaetothyriales; Herpotrichiellaceae
Exons: 1
Coding region: 1-1071 (356 amino acids)
Molecular function (GO): hydrolase activity
Source: RefSeq, a predicted model, not a curated record